This is a messenger RNA of Paecilomyces variotii, 1534 nucleotides long. Its product is annotated as aminotransferase. Bases 194 to 1402 code for a protein of 402 amino acids. The record is from RefSeq and is a predicted model, not a curated record. The transcript has 7 exons. NCBI's taxonomy places the organism in Eukaryota, Fungi, Ascomycota, Eurotiomycetes, Eurotiales, Thermoascaceae.
CUAUUUACCCCUCGCCUACCGAUGUUGUCAGCAUAACUGCUCCGACAGGAGGGGUUAGCUCCAGCUGACGCCUCCGAUAAGCAAUAUGGACAUCAAAGAGAUUAUAAUCUGAAGAUACCCGUCUCAUUGCUGUCCUUUCUGUGACUUGGUUGCGUAACUUGGCCCAAUUCGUGAAGUGACUCCGAUUAUUACAAUGGCUUCAACGUUCGACGUGGCCCAGGUGCGAUCGCGCUUCCCUGCCUUGAAACAGGACCAGGUUUUUAUGGAUAACGCAGGAGGUAGCCACGUUCUAGAUACGGUGAUCGAAUCGAUCCAGACGUACUUGUCGCGAACAAACGUCCAAAUCGGUGCAACAUACAACGUGGCCAAGGCAUGCACGACUGCCUAUAAUAAUGCGUUUGUACCGGCGGCUAAGUUCAUCAACGCAGGUCCAAAUGAGAUAUCCAUCGGCAUAUCCACUACCCAACUCCUCCACAAUCUCUCUACUGCGCUCAACUUCGAACCCGGUGACGAACUGAUUCUCUCAAAAGUCAACCACGAAGCCAACAUCUCUCCCUGGGUUCGGAUCGCCAAGAGACUCGGCCUGACGAUCAAAUGGUGGUCCGCGACAGAUGUGAAGAAUCCUGUCUGCGACCUUGAGGAGCUGAAGAGUCUGCUGUCUGAGAAGACAAGGCUGGUGGCGUGCCCACAUGUGUCUAAUAUCACCGGGACGAUAACGAACGUCAAGGAGAUUGCAGCCGCAGUGCAUCAAUUUCCGAGGGCACUACUUUGCGUUGAUGGAGUCGCUUUCGCACCUCACCGACACAUAGAUGUAAAAGAAUUAGACGCAGACUUCUAUACCUUCUCCUGGUACAAAGUCCUCGGCCCACACAUCUCCCAACUAUACGCCUCCUCCCGUGUGCACUCCGAGAUCACGCCUCUGUGCCAUUACUUCAAGGACCCCGUGACCCUGGAUAUAAUGCUGAACCUUGCAUCCGCGAACUACGAAUUGACCCAAAGCCUUCCCUGCGUGGUUGAGUACUUUGGCUCAGAUAUAAAGACAAAGUGGGGACAGAUUGCUGCAUACGAAGAACAGCUGCAAGAGAUUCUUCUCUCAUACCUUCGAAGCAACCCGCGCAUUACCAUCUACGGAGAGCCGUCUGCAAACAAGGAUCUACGAGUCCCCGUUGUCUCAUUUACGGUGAAGGGAAUGAAAAGUAAGACGGUGGUAGACGAAGUGGAGAAGAGGUCGAACUUCGGGUUCCGCAACGGGCAUAUGUACAGCCAUCGACUGCUGCAGGAGAUCAUGCAUCUGGAAGAUGUGGAGGAUGGCGUUGUCAGAGUCAGCAUGAUGCAUUACAAUACUGAGGAAGAAGUGAAAGGCCUGGUUAAGGUCUUGGAGGAAGUCAUCCUGCCGAAUUGAAAUAUCCUGGGAGGAUCGAGCCGAUAGUAGCAAAAAUAUAGCAUAUCGAUAUAUUAUCAACAGCGAGUAGUCCUAUCCUCAGUAGUCGUGGAGUAGAAACAUUCCUGCCUGAGGCGAACAUAGAUAUACCAC